Molecule: messenger RNA, 501 nt
Organism: Protomyces lactucae-debilis
Lineage: Eukaryota; Fungi; Ascomycota; Taphrinomycetes; Taphrinales; Protomycetaceae
Exons: 1
Coding region: 135-320 (61 amino acids)
Source: RefSeq, a predicted model, not a curated record
GCAGAGUUUCAAUAUGGCUACAAGUAGCUAUGGAGCACUAGCUGGACGUUGAUACCUAGCCAUGUGUAGAUCAAAUAUCUGGUCUAGACCUCUUGAUACUGCAGGUGGUUUCUGGCCCAGCGAACUUCCCCACAAUGCAACGACAUCUUGAACCCCAUUCACAUCAGUCUACUUGUGGAGCACUUGAAUCGUCCAUAGUCUAUACUAUCCAAGCUAUGUUGCAACCUUCGCAAAAGGCAGAUCCGGCUGUUGCAGCGCUCACCGCCAAGCUUGGUGGUGCAGCAUCCAAUGCCAUGCUCAUGUUACUUCUCUACACCUAGGUGGAAACGUGCUCUGAGGAUGACGCUACAGAGCAGGGGGUUCGGUCAGUCAGCGUUAAGACAAGGAGACUCGCGCUGGACGGCAGCGCCUCCUUGCACGCACGGUAGAACAGGCACCUGUCCGCUGUAUUCGUGCAAAAUUGGCGGGUGAAAAUUUUUUUCGCCCUGUUUUUGAGACCGA